Molecule: messenger RNA, 780 nt
Organism: Ostertagia ostertagi
Lineage: Eukaryota; Metazoa; Nematoda; Chromadorea; Rhabditida; Trichostrongylidae
Source: the annotation of a GenBank genome assembly
AUGAACGCUCUGAAAUCUAUGUACCGCAAAUGCAUGGACAAGAAAGAGCUGAAUAGGAUUGGCUCUACACACCUACUGCGGACCAUAAGGAGUUACGGCGUGUGGCCAAUGGUGGAUGGUGACGACAAAUGGUGUGCCAAAGACUUCGAUCUGACGUCGUUGAUGGUUCACGUCAGCGAAGUGAGAGGGCUCGAUGUUUUUAUCAGCAACUAUGUCCGGCUCGACGAUAAAAACGUUUCAAGAAGGCUUGUCAAGUUUGAUCAAGCAGAUCUUGGUCUAGGGAGAAACACACGUGAUUACUAUUUGGAUCGAGCGAAGCACGCCAAGAAAAUUGAAGCUUAUAAACAGCUCCUAGUAAAGCUGAUCUACGAGUACGCCAAUAUUCCGAACAACGAUGAAAAAAUCACAAAGGAUGUAGAUGAGAUCAUCGAAUUUGAAACGAAGGUCGCUGAAAUCAUGGUGGCCGAAGAGGAUCGAAGAGACUUCUUCAAGCGAUACAAUCUUCGACGUCUCAGCGAUAUGCAGAAGUUGACGCCAAUUAUUGACUGGUCCAGAUACUUCCUCUCCAUAGCACCUUUUUCUGUUCACAAAUAUUUUGUGGCUGAUCCAGAUGUUUUGAUUUUGGAACCAAAUUAUAUGAAAAGGCAAGUGGCUUUCACCUAUCGAAUUACUGAACUACUGCGGUUGACUGACCCUCGCGUUAUUACCAAUUAUAUUUUUAUUCGAUUUGUCGGCACUUGGCGUGGUGAAUUAGGAGAGCGAUUUGAAGAUGUCUACCAG